Abrus precatorius (Indian licorice) is the source of this 2467-nucleotide messenger RNA. Its product is annotated as putative zinc transporter At3g08650. The transcript has 6 exons. Gene Ontology annotation, biological process: zinc ion transmembrane transport. Bases 396 to 2195 code for a protein of 599 amino acids. NCBI's taxonomy places the organism in Eukaryota, Viridiplantae, Streptophyta, Magnoliopsida, Fabales, Fabaceae. Gene Ontology annotation, molecular function: zinc ion transmembrane transporter activity. The record is from RefSeq and is a predicted model, not a curated record. Gene Ontology annotation, cellular component: membrane.
UUGAGUUUAGGUUAGGGUGUGAGGUGUGAAUGCAAAAUAGGUUCACACUUCACAUUCCGGUGACGUCAGCAACGGUUUCUGCGUGCGCAAAGUCGCUGGUUUUGGUUCCCCCAAAUUUCCUUUUGCUAUUCAGCGUGCCCCUCUCAAUUUCUAAUCAAUAAUCGAAUUAAGGGUAGGUUGACCAUGAGGUACAAACCCUAUACUAAAUGCUGACUCCUUGCAUUUGGGGUGUAUUUUGAAGUUACAUUCUUUCUGGAAUUUUGAAAUCAACAGGUAAAUUUCCUGAAAUAAGCUGAUAGAGUAGAGAAGCUUAUGGGGUUGUAGCUUCUGGAAAUUUUGAUUUGGGGCUGGUGGUUUAAAGAAGGUGCUCCUUCAGAUAGUGGAAUAUUUUACACAUGGCUCCAAAUCUGAGGCUGAGAUUAUGUUUUCCCUUGUUUUUAUUGUUGAGUUUUCUCUUUUUGGGUAAUUCAAUUGCUGAAUCGGAACAUCAAGUUUCACAUAAGAUCAUCGCUGCUCCUCAUAAGGAUGUAGGAACCAAUGUAAUUGAUGGCACUGGUGUAGAGAAAUCCUUUAAGUUUGAGGAUGCCAAUAAUGUGGUGGGUAAUUGGAAGGGUGGAAGCAGUAAGGUUUCAGUUUCGACGGUUGCAUUAUUUACACUGGCAAUGGCAGCUGCCACUGGUUUAGGUGCCGUGCCCUUCUUCUUUGUUGAGCUUGAUCCACAGUGGGCUGGAUUAUGUAAUGGAAUGGCUGCAGGUGUCAUGUUGGCUGCUAGCUUUGAUCUAAUACAGGAAGGGCAGGAGCAUGGUGCUGGAAAUUGGGUUGUCACUGGGAUCCUAGCUGGUGGAAUCUUUAUUUGGCUAUGUAAAAAGUUUCUUGAGCAAUAUGGGGAUGUAAGCAUGUUGGAUUUAAAAGGUGCUGACGCUGCCAAGGUUGUUCUUGUUAUUGGAAUAAUGACCCUCCAUUCUUUUGGGGAGGGAUCUGGUGUCGGGGUCUCAUUUGCUGGAUCAAAGGGUUUCUCUCAAGGCCUGUUGGUAACUUUGGCUAUUGCGGUACACAACAUACCAGAAGGAUUAGCUGUGAGCAUGGUACUUGCAUCAAGGGGUGUCUCUCCACAGAAUGCUAUGUUAUGGAGUGUAAUUACAUCUUUACCUCAGCCAAUUGUUGCUGUUCCUUCAUUCAUUUGUGCCGAUGCAUUCAGCAAGUUUCUUCCUUUCUGUACUGGAUUUGCUGCUGGAUGCAUGAUUUGGAUGGUUGUUGCAGAAGUGCUUCCUGAUGCAUUCAAGGAAGCCUCAGCUUCACAAGUUGCAUCAGCUGCAACCCUUUCUGUAGCAUUUAUGGAAGCUCUCAGCACCUUCUUUCAGAACUUCACCCAUGAUUACAGUUCUGAAGAUGCCUCUGGCUUUUUCGUUUCAUUACUUUUCGGCCUUGGCCCCUUACUUGGAGGGAUACUUUUGGUUGCAUUUGCGCUUGCUUUUCAUCUUCAGCAUGCUCUCCUCAUGGGCACAGCUUGUGGUAUUGCCUUUGUUCUUGGUGCCUGGCGACCAGUGCAGCUUAUUUUAUCUUCAAAAUUGGGAUUUAUUCCCGUUUUGUUACUCCUUGCAAUGGGGGCUGCUUUCAUCCAUGUUUCUACCUCUGGUGUGUUGAAGGUGGCAGCUUCCAAAAAAGCCUCAACCAAUGACUUGCCAACACUCACUGGUUUCCCCCUCAGUGUUCACACCCUUCAAUCAUUCAUAUCGUGUGGUGCAGUUGCUUUUCACGCUUUGGCUGAAGGACUUGCAUUGGGAGUGGCUGCACCAAAAGCAUAUGGACUUGGCCGUCACAUGGUCCUUCCAGUAUCUCUACACGGGCUUCCUCGAGGUGCAGCUGUAGCUAGCUGUAUAUUUGGAGCCACUGAUAGCUGGCACGGUUCUCUUGCAACAGCUGCCAUAAUUGGAUUUAUGGGUCCAAUAUCAGCAAUUGGAGCCAUUCUUACUGGUAUUGAUUAUAGUGGUCUUGAUCACAUCAUGGUUCUUGCCUGUGGUGGAUUAGUCCCUAGCUUUGGAAAUGUAGUAAAGAGAGCAAUAAGUUUGGACAAGCGAAAGAGCACUUGUGGCCUCAUUAUGGGUAUAGGGUUUGCUACUUUAUGUUUAACAUUCACUAGGUUGGUUUGCUUGCAUACACCUUACUGCAAUUCUGCACCAGAGGCUGUCAGAUGAGUCCUAUGCUCCUUUUCCUGCAUUACUCUACUGUUACUGUUAUUGUAACAGUAGAAUACAUUUCUUUAAUUUGAUUCCCAAAGACAUGGUUGGUCUAAUUUGAAGAGAUCCUCAGUAAACAAACUAGGAAGAGCAAUGUCUAGUGGAAGUUCGCUAAGAAGGAAGCAGAUUUACAAGUGACCGAAGAUUUCAUAUAGAUCAUGUCCUUGUGUCAUAUUUUUGUGUGUACUUUUAUGUACAGUUCUACACAUGAUCUAAAUUUCCAAACAAUG